AUCCUAACCACCCAGUAAAACACUGUAAUCCUAACCAUCUCUCUUUAACAAUCGACCGCCGACGAAUAGUUUCAGAAAGGAAAGCGGGAGUCCGACCUCCGAUUCUUGUGGCGGCGGCGACUGGAAAUCAGGACUUGCCGGCGGUCAGAUGAGCGCCGACGACGCCCUCCGUCUGUUCGACGGAAUGCCUCCUGGUAGCGAGGACGAGAGUGCGCCGCUGAUGAGCGCCACCGACCGCAUCGGCGCACUCCCCGACCAUAUUCUCCACCACCUGCUCUCUUUCCUCCCAGCGCAGGCAGCCGUGCGGACGUGCGUGCUUGCCCGGCGCUGGCGCCACCUUUGGAGGUCCACUACAGGCCUGCGCAUCGUCGGCCUUGACGAUGAGGAGCCUGUCCAAGUUCAAGACCUCCGGAAGUUCAUGGAUCAUCUGCUGGUCCUGCGUGAGCGCACCGACCUGGAUACCGUUCAGAUCAAAUUCGAUCUGUUCAAUCAGGAUGACGAGCCCUAUGUGAACCUAUGGACCCGUUUUGCUGUGAUUUGCAAAGUUCAGGUGCUCACCCUUCGUAUCCAUGACGAGCUUGAGUACCUCGACCUAGACGACCUGCCUCUUGUCUCUCGGCAUCUGAGAACACUGAACCUUCAUGGUGUAUCCCUACGGAGGACGUUUGUUGAUUUUGCUAGCUGUACAGCAUUGGCAAAUCUGAAGAUAGAUGAUUGCUUCAUCAAUUUCAAUAAGAUAUCGUCCUGUUCCCUGAAGCAUUUGAGCAUCACUAGCUGUCAAUCUGAUUUGGAUUGCCGGGUCCGUAUUUCUGCUCCCGGCCUUGUCUCUCUGGAACUAGAAGACUUUAUUGGUAUAACCCCUUUGCUUGAAGACAUGGCAUCACUAGAAGCCGCAUGUGUGGAUCUUAGCGUUGAAUGCAAAGAUGUCUGUUUGAAUUAUGGCUCUGGUGUUUUCUGUGGAGCUAAUGAUAAUACAUGUAAGAAUUGUGUUCCUGGUAGUGACGAUUGCAGCAGCGAUUGUUUGCUUCUGGGUGGUAUCUCAAGUGCUAAACACCUCAAGUUGAUAUCUGAUACUGGAAAGUUCAUUUUCACAAGAGAUUUGAAACAUUGCCCUACAUUUAGCAAGUUAAAGACUUUAUUACUCAACAAGUAUUGGUGCGUGGCUCCUGAUUUGGAUCCACUAUCUUGCAUUCUGACAAACUCACCAGUUCUCGAGAAGCUCACUCUUGAACUUUUUCCCAAGGGGCAAAAUCCUAAACUGGAGAUAAAAGGAAGCUACUGUUGCAUGGAGAGACCGUCUGCAAUAUCAGAGCACCUCGACAUAGUUGAAGUCAAGUGUGAUGUGAUCGACGAGAUAAUUCGUAAAGUUUUGAAGUUCUUGUGUGCAUUGAACAUACGAUUCAGUUUCGAGUAAGGGUGAGAUGAUCUGGGUUGUUGUCGGUCUUCCAUGUCUCGGCCAUUAGUAAUUCAAGGCUUAAGAAUAUUAAGCAUCUUAUGCCAACUCAGAGGAACGGUGUUGGUGUAGAAUAUUAAGCAUCUUAUGCCAACUUAUGAACUCUAGACCAUCUAGCUGGACUUGGUUUUAUGGUAUUCAGUUGCACCUAAGCGUUUCUUUCUUGGAUAGGGCCCAUGACUGUUCUGUUAUGAUGGAUCUGUAUAUUUUGUUUCCUGAGCUAAGACAGGGAUGUUUGGAAAAGUGCAACAGGAGGUCUAGGUUGCACAUAUUGCACUUUUCGUUUCACUGCUGUUGAUCUAUUUCUCUGAUGUUGAUCUAGGCAGAGAAAGCUGAAAAUGAGCUGCAACUCUGGACUUAUGUUACCAGCAAUGGGAGGGAUACCCCAGUUGGUACUCCCAGUGAUCUCUGCCACCCAUUUUCGCAUCCAUAUUUGCUGCUGGCACCUAUGGGAGCAAGGGGUUGUUGUUGUCUUCAACUGCAAGACGCCAACCUAUGCGAGCGACAUCUCCUACUCAAGUCGCAGGCCGAUGCCAAUGCUUGUAUCUCUCGCUCGACGCGAGGUGUAGCUAGGGUUCCCUCUCGCUCCCUUGUGCUUCUGGUCUCUUGGGAGGUCUUCAGAUUUGUAGAGACGUCUUGCUCAAGUUCCCGUUUUCAGUACAAGUUCAGAUGGAGAAUUAUUCCCCGGCAAACAUUUUGAAUAAAAGUCGCAUGCUCUCUUUGAUGCUUCAUUAUAAUGGCAACAUGAGCCACCCUACAUGAUUGUGAUCCAUAUGAUGUAAUUCCCACGGCGAAUCAUAUUGCUAUGUGAUGAACAAUUACUUUAUGAUCAGAUCAUGAGGUUUGAUUAGAAUGUUUAUAGACGUA
Molecule: messenger RNA, 2320 nt
Organism: Aegilops tauschii subsp. strangulata
Lineage: Eukaryota; Viridiplantae; Streptophyta; Magnoliopsida; Poales; Poaceae
Product: F-box/FBD/LRR-repeat protein At5g22660
Molecular function (GO): protein binding
Source: RefSeq, a predicted model, not a curated record